CGUAUGUUCCUUCCUAUUCAAUGUAUUCCUCUUCUUUUACCGUGUUCCAGUUCCAGAUCUACUAUUGAACUCUGUGUAAACAACAGUGAAGUGACUGCAUAUUCAAUUCUUUAUUUCCUCUAUAAUAAAAGGAAAACACGCAGAGGAAAAUGUUAGAAAGAGCAUUAUCAAUGAGAGGAAGAACAACACAAACAACUGAAGAAGAAGGAAUCGGAGGUGGUGGAGUAGGAGGAAAUGAAGAAGAAAGAGAUGAUGAUGAAUCAAAAACAAGAAAGAUUUCAUUAGCAAUGAGAAUAACAAAUCUAAUUACAUACAAAUUUGGUGUAUUUUGGCCAUGUUCUUUCAUUAUUUUCUCUUUUCUUCUUCUUGUUUCUUCUCUUAUUUUUCGUUCGAGGAAUUCUGUUUGUGUUUCGACUCUGGAUUCAAGAAGUUUGAUUGGGAUUGAUGGGUUGGAUUCAGAUUUUGGUACUCUUGGUGUUCCUUGGUGCAGAUCGAAAUCGGGACGAACGGUGGAAUGGACAACGAAGGAUUUAUUAAAGGGAUUGGAAGAGUUUGUGCCGAUCUAUGAGACACGACCAAUCAAGAAUAAUCAGUAUGGGAUGGGUUUUGAUCAUAGUUUUGGACUUUGGUUUAUGACUAGGUGGUUAAAACCUGAUCUGAUGAUGGAGAGUGGUGCUUUCAAAGGGCAUUCAACAUGGGUUCUUCGUCAAGCAAUGCCAGACACACCGAUACUGUCACUUACACCUAGACACCCUGAGAAGUAUCUUAAGAAGGGGCCUGCUUAUGUUGAUGGCAACUGUACUUAUUUUGCUGGGAAGGAUUUUGUGGAUUUUGGAAAUGUUGAUUGGAAGAGUGUGAUGAAGAAACAUGGUGUUACUGACUUAAGUCGGGUUCUUAUUUUCUUCGAUGAUCAUCAAAAUGAACUUAAAAGAUUGAAGCAGGCACUGAAAGCUGGGUUCAAGCAUUUGAUCUUUGAGGAUAAUUACGAUACUGGUACUGGUGAUCAUUAUUCUUUGAGGCAAAUAUGUGACCAAUCCUAUAUUAGAGGUGGUGGACAUAGCUGUUUUCAAGAUAGUGAUGAAGCUAGAAUAAGGGAGAAAAGGAAGAAGUUCUGGGAGAAGGCAGUUGAUGUAGAUGAACUUUGUGGGCCUGGUGAAGCAUGGUGGGGUGUCAGAGGGCAUAUGCGAGGUGAUUUCAACCACACCAACAAGGCAAUAUCGUAUAAGGAGCAUUUUCAAAACAGCAGGUUUGUUGAAUCAGUUCUAGAUGUAUAUUGGGAGCUGCCUCCAGUUGCUGGUCCAUCACUGACACAUCAGACACGAUAUGAUCCUGCACGUUCAGUUGGUCCAGUUGUGGAGGAUGGAAGGUUUGGCUUAUUUCAAAGGUUAGGGUUAAGCAGAUUUGACUCUUCUGUAUUCAAUGGAUACACUCAGAUGGUAUAUGUUCAGAUUUCGCAAUCUAGUCAUUAGGAUUUGUCAUAAAACUUAGGAUCAGUAGAUCUAGCAGAUGCCUUUUCGGUUUUUUCCUUUUUUCCACUUUCACGCGUAAUACAGAUUUUGGUGGUUCACUGAUGUAGUAGAACAAAAUGUUUUCAUUAAUCUUUUGAGAAAAUUACAGAUGCAAUUGAUCGUGUCAA
Molecule: messenger RNA, 1636 nt
Organism: Papaver somniferum (opium poppy)
Lineage: Eukaryota; Viridiplantae; Streptophyta; Magnoliopsida; Ranunculales; Papaveraceae
Exons: 4
Coding region: 150-1469 (439 amino acids)
Source: RefSeq, a predicted model, not a curated record